Molecule: messenger RNA, 1192 nt
Organism: Mollisia scopiformis
Lineage: Eukaryota; Fungi; Ascomycota; Leotiomycetes; Helotiales; Mollisiaceae
Exons: 1
Coding region: 155-1150 (331 amino acids)
Source: RefSeq, a predicted model, not a curated record
GCGCUUGGUUGGGGCGAUACAGCUUGAUCGGCACUCCCCCAACUCUCUCCAAUGAAAGGUGGGGGAUGAACGCAAUGAAGUCUUGAUACGGAAUUUUGAAGUUAUCGUUGAAUUCGAAAAGUUGUGCUAUUUUCAGCUGUCGCCAUUGAUCAAAAUGACCAAAUCACCUCAUGCCCUCUCACUUCCAGCUCCGUCUGAAAAGCAGACCUAUGUCACCAUUUCAGCCCUCGAAGCAGGUCACUUGACUCUGCCAGAACACCUAUUUGUUACAAAUGCUGCCCCAGAGAAGCGUACAACAGUCCCUUCACUGGCAUUUUUAAUACGCCAUCCAUCACCUUCAAAGAUCCUUCCAAGCCAAUCCACAAACCUCAUCUUCGACCUCGGCCUGAAACGAGAUUUUACGAAAUACCGAACAGCGCAGCAACAUCACGCUUCACAACGGCAACCUACAAUCACUUCUCUAGAUGCAGCAGCAAGUCUGCGAGCUGGUGGUGUUGAUCCGGAGAAAGAUGUUGAUACUGUGAUCCUCAGUCAUGUACACUGGGAUCACGUCGGAACACCAAGCGAUUUCCCGAACUCGAAUUUUGUUGUUGGAUCCGGAACACUACAUCUACUAGCUAAUGGAGCAGGCCCUUUGUACCCUGCCGAAUUGUUUAAUGCGGAUGAGUUACCUUUUGAUCGGACAUACGAGCUGCCGUCUUCGAAUUCGUCCGAUGCUGGGAAAGCAGCGAAGCAACAAACAGCUCACAAGUGGGAGCCUCUAGCAGAUUUCCCUGCUGUUGUAGACUAUUUUGGAGAUGGUAGUGUCUACGUCGUUGACAGUCCAGGCCAUCUUAUUGGACAUGUCAAUCUUUUGGCUAGGAUAUCGCCUACAAAAUGGGUUUACUUGGGAGGUGAUUGUUGUCACGAUGUGAGGAUUCUGACUGGAGAAAGCGAUGUUGCUAUGUAUGAUGAUGGAAGAGGUGGAUUAAGGAGUGUACAUUUAGAUACCGACGCUGCGAAAGAGACCAUAUCUAGGAUUGGUGGGCUUUUGAAGAGGGGUGAGGUCGUGACGGAUGGUGGUGGUGAGGUUGAUGUCGAGGUUGUGGUUGCGCAUGACAAAGGGUGGAGUGAAGGGAAUAAGGGGAGGUUCUUACCUGGACAUUUGUAAAUAUUGCCUUGAGAGUUAAAUUGAACAUACUCCUUACCAUCC